AGUACUCUCCAGUCCGUUGGACAGUGAGCUUCCGUUUAAUCAUCGUAACAUUUUUCUGCCUAUAAAAAAUGUCAUAGUUUACCAGAAUUUUAAUCACCAAUUAAUCAUUCUCAAAGGAUAAACGGUAAAGCGUCAAUUACGACGUGGUUAUUCUAAUCGGGAUUAAUUUUCUCCCCGCAGCCUCUAGAAUUUCCAAAUUUAGCCGAAUUGUAAAUUACGCGUCGUGACAUAUAUAGCUGCAAUUAAAUCUAUCCGAUCAUCGGUUUGAUACUCCAUCGUAGUCAAGCAAUUACUGCUCUACUCAAUCCACACCGGUUACCAUCGAUAAGUGGUAGCGACAUCGUCAGGAUGAGCUUGCGAUGGAUACAGGAGAACCAGGAAGCUCCGAUCGUCGACGAGGAGUCGAGCGACAUCGAAGACAGCAGCGGCGACAACACCGACGAUCAAAUUGACCACCUGAGCGUCGAAGAGGACGACGUCGAGGCCGAAGGCGAAGUCGCCGAGCAUCGACGACAAAAACGGGAAACCUUUCGGCAUCCAACCACGACGGUUUCGCUGAGAGACAUCAGAAGAAAAGCCAUGGAACAGGGCUACGAUCCGAAUAUUCCCAUGGGAAACCCCACCUACGGUCCCGUGAUGCAGCUGCAUUCUAUGACCGGAUAUCGCCUGGCUAUUCUACCCUGUGGAAAAGUCCGAGGACUCGAAUGCGAGUGCAGUCCUUACGCGAUACUCAAAGUGACCGUUUUAUCGUUCGAUCUUGUCGUCCAAAUCGAGGGACUGGAAACCGGAUUGUUUUUGGCGAUGAAUGCGAGGGGUCGAUUGUACGGAGAGAGAAACAAGGAUAAGGACAACACGACUUGGCAGCAUCUUACGGUCCGUUCCUACGAUUCGUAUCGCUCUGUAAAAUAUGCAGACCGCGAAUGGUACGCCGGAAUAAAAUCAAACGGACGUCCAAAGAACGGAAGAAAGACAGCGAUCAAUCAAAAGGCGACCAAAUUUUUACCAAUCCGAUGAACAGAUCAGCCACGGAAGAAAAAUUCAACUGUAUUAUUAUUAUUAUUACCAUCAUCAUCAUCAUCAUUGUUAUUGAUUUUAGUUUUAUAGAUUAUAUAUUAUACACCGGACUAGAUGCGUAAAACGUAUUAUAAUAUAUGCAUAGAUGAUAAAUAUCCUUCAAAUGUUCAUGUUCACGGAUAUUGAACGUAACGUAGAUGUAUUUUU
Messenger RNA from Neodiprion virginianus, 1221 nucleotides. RefSeq names its product fibroblast growth factor 1-like. Gene Ontology annotation, biological process: positive regulation of cell population proliferation; positive regulation of gene expression; fibroblast growth factor receptor signaling pathway. The record is from RefSeq and is a predicted model, not a curated record. Gene Ontology annotation, cellular component: cytoplasm. Gene Ontology annotation, molecular function: growth factor activity; fibroblast growth factor receptor binding. Lineage: Eukaryota; Metazoa; Arthropoda; Insecta; Hymenoptera; Diprionidae. Bases 349 to 1014 code for a protein of 221 amino acids. The transcript has 5 exons.